Molecule: messenger RNA, 5023 nt
Organism: Coffea eugenioides
Lineage: Eukaryota; Viridiplantae; Streptophyta; Magnoliopsida; Gentianales; Rubiaceae
Exons: 19
Coding region: 11-4525 (1504 amino acids)
Biological process (GO): regulation of transcription by RNA polymerase II
Source: RefSeq, a predicted model, not a curated record
GAAGUUGAAUAUGGGCAACGAAGGGAAACCUUGUCCUGUUUCAGUUAAGGCACCUAUCUCGGUUGAAAUUACGGAUAAGCCCUUGAGCCCUGAGGAACUUGGGGCACCCUUGACACCGCCACUGAGGAACUCCUUUUCGUCAAUGGAUUUCUUCAGCCAGGCUCGCAAAGCGCUUUGCCUGCGGGGCCCUUUUGACGGGGACGAUGUUGGUUCUACUCAGACUCCUUCUAUCAGUGCUAGUGCUAGUGCUAGUGUGGCUUCCACUACUUUCCUGCCAAGUGCGUUGGCGCAGUUGUUGUCAAAGCAUUCUGAUAGUAGGAAGAGGCAUAAGCGGUCGCAUUCAGGCACGGAGCAUAAAGCGCGGCCUGAAAAGGCUCGUGGUACAAAUAUUUGGGUGGAAACGGAGGAGUACUUUCGUGAUUUGGCCGUGGAGGAUAUAGAUAAGCUCUGUGAGGUCUCGUCUCUGGGUUUGUCAAAUAGUGAUAAGUGCUUUUCCAUACCUGCAUUGGACAAUGAGGGGAAUGUUUGCAAUUUGUGCAGCAUAGGUGAUAUGUACAAUGUAGAGAUUGCCAGCGUCCAAAGUAGUGGGGGUUCUGAUGGACGGCUUCCUAUAAGGGAUGAAGAUUGUGACAUUAAAGAAACUGGAAGGGAGGAGGAUGGUGGAAUUAAGAACAAAAAUGAGCUGCAGCUUAUGGAUGUGGACAUUGUAGGAGAAGGAAAUGAAGCAGGUAAGGCAGAGGAAGAAGAUGAAGAAGUAGGAGGAGGAGGAGGAGGAGAAGAAGAAGAAGAAGAAGGAGGAGGAGAAGGAGGAGGAGAGAAAAGUAAGAAGGAUAAUGGUUUUAAGUUUGAUACCGGUUCAAAUGGUUUGGAAUGGUUAUUAGGUUCUAGAAGUAAGAUCUAUUUGACUUCAGAGCGGCCUUCGAAGAAACGGAAGCUCUUGGGUGGGGAUUCAGGGUUGGAGAAAGUUCUUGUUUGUCAUCCUGUGGAAGGUUUUUCUUCUUUGUGUCACUACUGUAGUAAAGGUGACAUGGGUGACCAGCUGAACCGGUUGAUCAUUUGCAGCUCUUGUGGUGUUGCUGUUCAUCAAAGAUGCUAUGGGAUGCAGGAUGAUGUGGAUGGGACUUGGUUGUGUUCUUGGUGUAAACAGAAGAAAGAUGGUCAGAGUGGUGACAGACCAUGCUUGCUUUGUCCCAAGCAGGGUGGUGCACUGAAGCAUGCUCAAAAGACAGAAAAUCAGGGUCUGCAGGUGGAAUAUGCUCAUUUGUUUUGUUGCCAGUGGAUGCCUGAGGUUUAUGUGGAGAAUAUUAGGACGAUGGAGCCGAUAAUGAAUAUUGAUGGUAUAAAUGAUACUCAGAGAAAGCUAGUUUGUUAUCUUUGCAAGGUGAAGUUUGGUGCCUGUGUACGUUGCAGCUAUGGAGCUUGUAGAACUUCUUUCCAUCCUUUAUGUGCUAGAGAGGCAAAGCACAGAAUGGAGAUUUGGGGAAGACGUGGAUGUGAUGAAGUUGAGUUGCGAGCAUUUUGUUCAAAACAUUCAGAAGUUGAUAAUGGCACCAGUGGUCAGUGCACAGGAGACAUGUUGGUGCCUGUUGGUCCUGAUUCAAAGAAUCAGGCUGUGAAGCCAUCAGCUGACAGAAUUCACAAAUUUGGCAGAAGGAAUGGGGAUAAGGUUGCUGUCAAUAUCGAAAUAGAUGAUUUGAGUGUGAAUGCGGAUAAGAUGAACAAUGGUGUGUUACAUGUGGAUGGAUUGUCAGAUAACAGGUCAAAUUCUGAAGUUCAGUCAGAAUUGGUUGAUUUGCAGCAGCAUUUUAAUAAUGGUACAUCAGGAGUGGAAGCCACCGAUGAUGAUGAUGUAUCUGAAACUAUGAAUCUCAACAUGAUGGUGAGGAAGUUAAUUGAUCAAGGGAAAGUUGAUAUGAAAGAUUUGGCUGAAGAAUUUGGGGUAUCUCCUGAUUCAUUGGCCCCAGUCCUCAAGGAAAAUCUGGCAGUCCCCGGCUUGAAUGGUAAAAUAGUUACGUGGCUUAAGCAUCAUGGUAAUGUUGGCAGCUUACACAAAACAGUGAAAGUUAAGAUCAAAUCCAGUACAUCAUCAAUGGAUGAAGAUCACAUGAGUGUUCCUGUCGAUUCAAAUGCUGUAACAGUGUCUAGAACCGAAAUACCGAAUGUUGACCGAAUCAAGUGCAUACCACCUCGAAGGAGAACUAAAAGCGACAUCAGGAUUUUGAACAAUGAUAAAGUUAUGUGCACAUCGCGAGAAAUGAUUGGUGAUGAUAUGGUCUUGGAUGAGAUGGGAUGUGGUUUGCCCAAUGGGGAUGGCUGUCCAAGUAAGGGGUCUUCUGCUGGCUCUGAGAAGAAUAUCAAUGAGGGAUUGGAAUGUGAGGAUAUUUCUGCAACAAUUCUCCCUGAAGACGAAGGUGAGCCAUCAGAUGCUGUAGCCAUUGGCAUGUACCAGAAUGGUCCAUCAAAGGUGGAUGCUGCAUCUGAACAUAAUACUGCUGCAAAGUAUGAUAAAAAGAAUGCAAAAUCAUUAGUUGCUUUAGAUUGUGUUCCUAAUCUAAUAAAUUCUGAAUCUUACACUCACCCACUUAUACAGCAUAAGCUAAUUGCGAUGAAUAAUAGAGUUGAUUAUGGAGGUUCAAGAGAGAGAGAAUUUUCGCAGUUUGGAGCAUCUUCAAGUUCAGGCAUUUGCUGCCAUCGACAUGGUCAACAAGCAGCUCCUACUGAUUGGAUGACUAAACUUAGCGUGGGAAAUCGUGAACAAUUGGUAAAGGCAAGGAAAAUGGGUGUGCUGGAAUUGUCUCCAUCCGAUGAAGUUGAAGGAGAACUCAUCUUUUUUCAGCAGAGGCUAUUGUCCUGUGCUAUUAGUAGAAAGCAUUUUAUUGAUGAUUUAAUUUCUAAGGUUGCAAAGAAUCUUCAAGAAGAAAUUGAUGCUGCUAGGAAAAAGAAAUGGGAUGCCGUUUUGCUUAGCCAGUAUCUUUAUGAUCUUAGAGAAGCAAAAAAGCAAGGAAGAAAGGAGCGACGGCACAAAGAAGCUCAGGCUGUCUUGGCUGCUGCAACAGCUGCAGCUGCGGCUUCGUCUAGGAUUUCAUCAUUGAGGAAGGAUGCCAUUGAAGAAUCGGCACAUGCAGAGGAUCUGUCAAAGGGUAACUUUUCUAAUGGACGGCCAGGGAUCUACUCGCAGCAAAAUCCUCGAGUCAAGGAAACAAUUUCAAGAUCAGCUGCUGCACGUCUCUCAUCUGAAAAGAACUCUGAUCCUUUCUCUUUGGCAUCAGAUUUUGCCGUUGAACACCCCAGAACUUGUGAAAUUUGUGGUAGAUGUGAGACAAUUUUGAAUCCAAUCUUAGUCUGUUCAAGUUGCAAGGUUGCAGUUCAUUUGGAUUGUUAUCGAGGUGUUAAAAGUUCUACUGGUCCGUGGUAUUGUGAAUUAUGUGAAGAUCUAUUGUCUUCUAGAGGCUCUGGAUUGCCAACUGCGAGUGCCUGGGAGAAACCCUAUUUUGUGGCUGAAUGCGGUUUAUGUGGUGGAACUGCUGGUGCUUUUAGAAGGUCAACCAAUGGUCAAUGGAUCCAUGCUUUUUGUGCUGAAUGGGUAUUAGAAUCAACAUUCAGAAGAGGACAAGUCAAUCCAGUUGACGGCAUGGAGAGUCUCUCCAAGGGAGGUGAAGUAUGUGUUAUUUGCUCUAGGAAGCAAGGUGUCUGCAUUAAGUGUAAUUAUGGCAACUGUCAGAGCACAUUUCAUGCCUCUUGUGCUCGAAGCACUGGCUUCUAUAUGAAUAGUAAGACUAUUGGUGGAAAGCUACAGCACAAGGCUUAUUGUGCAAAGCAUAGCCAGGAACAAAAAGCAAAGGCUGACACACAAAAACAUGGCAUGGAGGAGUUCAAGAGUCUUAAGCAAGUCAGGGUGGAACUGGAGAGAUUACGUCUUCUUUGUGAGCGAAUCAUAAAGCGAGAGAAACUGAAACGUGAAUUGGUUGUUUGUUCUCAAGACAUUAUUGCUUCAAAUAGAGAGAGUGCUGUUUUGUCUGCUCUCACUCGCCAUCCUGCAUACCAUCCUGAUGUUAGUUCAGAAUCAGCUACAACCUCCACUCGAGGUUAUACAGAUGGCAACAGAUCAGGCAGUGAUACAAUUCAGAGAUCCGAUGAUGUAACAGUAGACAGUACCAUUGCUGGUAAAAGGCAUAUCAAGUUUCCAGUUUCUAUGGAAAACGAUCAAAAGACUGAUGAUAGUUCUGUUUCCCAACACUUUGUCUCGCAAAAACCCGUUGAUCGGGUGUCUUUUUCUGGGAAACAAGUACCUCAUAGACCUGGUGUUGCAUUGAGGAUUCUUUCUGAGGAUGCUGAAAAGCGGUCUAGAUACAGAAAGCAUCCUGAAACUUUUGAAAAGGAGCUAGUGAUGACGUCAGAUCAAGCAUCUAUGAAGAAUCAGCUGUUGCCUAAAGGAUUUGUUUAUGUUCCUAUUCGAUGUCUUUCAAAAGAGAAAGAGACACUUCCAGAUGCAUGUGCGCAAGAACCAUUGGAACAUGAUGGUUAGGACAAUAUAAUGAAAAUUUUGAAUACCCUGAUUUAGCCACAUCCAUCUUGGAUGUAGUCUUUUGCAAGCUGAUUUUACCAGAAGGAUGAUGGCUUAUUAGAUGCCCUGAUGUGGCCGAAGUGGGUACAUUAUUGCUGCCAGUCGGUCCUGCUAAGCAAGCUUGGAUCGUUGUAAAAUCAUUCACUGCCCAGACGGGGAUGGUGGGUUUCUUCCCAUUCCUUGUGUCAAGUGCUUAAAUUGGUUGGGUUGUUUGUGUGUUUCUUGGCAGAAGGGAUUGAAGAAGCUGGAGCUUGUAAUUGUUUGUAAUGCCUACUCAUGGGCUUUGUAAAGUUUGUGUACAUAUUCUUACCAUGUAAACAGUCAAAGCAAUGGUGCAACCUCAAGUUAAUUAGUGGAUUAAUUUAUUUGUCAAAAUGAUGGUGUCACACAUUUUAUUGUUUUUAACUGCAGGUCCACUAUCCUUUUAAGAAGAGGCUUAGUCCUUGUGAUUGUUCUUGA